CAUGGAGCAGGUUAAUAAUGCAACCGAUUAUUAUCCAAACUCCUCAUCACUGGUCCACAGUCAGCGAGCCCCACAUCCUACCGAAUUUAGCGGGAUUUGGUUUUCAAAUGACCUCAUAUCCUGUUUUUAACUUCCUCUUUGAAUUGCUGGACCACCCGCCCGAAGUCUAUCCCAACAAGACAACCUCAAUCACAUUUAUCACUAUGUGUUGCAGUGUCACCUCUGCUUCAGGUUCUCCCAAGUGUGGUAACAAGGUUGUAUGAGUAUUACAACGGCAUAGAACUAUGUAGUCCAUCCGUUUCGGAGGCUGGGUAUACUGGAAGGCUGCAGUGCCUGCCUGUCAAGAUGGAGACAGACUGCAUGAAAAUAAUCAACAGGGGCUCAGAUGAUGAAAUGGAGGUGUGGGGCUACAGCCGGAGCCGCUGGCGGAUGGUGCUGGUGGGGGUCGGAGCACUGUGCAGCGGGGGGCUGCUGCUCCUGCUGCUCUACUGGCUGCCUGAGUGGGGCGUGCGGAGCACCUGCACACCCUGCUCUCUCAAGGACGCACAGAUACUGCUGCUCAGAUCCACGGAUGAGUUCAGGCGAUGGUUUCAAGUGCGGGUGCAGGUGAUGCAGACUCCAGGGCUCAGUCCUUUUGAUGCUGUGGAUCUCCCGACUCCCCCAACCAGUGAACACGGUACACAACCCUGCCCUGACAUCUCACGCACAGAACCUCCCACCAUGCAGAUUUCCUACUUCAUUCACCACAGCAUGCAAUACUUCUGGAACGACACAAUUCAGAAUUUUGAAGCAAUGAAUGGCAUGGAGGACCUGCGGUUGAGCUGCUCGUCUCUUCUGUCCCAGUGUAGCUCAGGGCUCAGUAGGCCACAGCAGGAGUACAGGAGAUUGUUUUUUGGGGAAAAUGAAAUAGCUGUCCGAGUGCCUUCCUUAUUUAUGCUGCUAAUUAAAGAGGUGCUGAAUCCCUUCUACAUCUUCCAGCUGUUCAGUGUCAUUUUGUGGAGCGCUGAGCAGUACUACUACUAUGCUGCUGCCAUUGUUUUCAUGUCGGUCAUAUCCAUAGCCAUUUCCCUGUACACUAUUAAAAAGCAAUAUGUGAUGCUACACGACAUGGUGGCAGCCCACAGCAUAGUUCGUGUUUCGGUGUGCCGAGAAAGCAAAGAAGUGGAGGAGGCCAUGUCCACUGAUUUGGUUCCUGGUGAUGUCAUCGUCAUUCCGUCCAAUGGGACCAUCAUGCCCUGCGACGCCGUCCUCAUCAGUGGCACGUGUAUAGUGAAUGAGAGCAUGCUGACAGGGGAAAGUGUGCCCGUGACCAAAACAAGCUUGCCUAACUCUGAUGCGGAAGGCAAGGAGCUGUACGGUACUGAGCAGCACAAAAGACACACACUGUUCUGUGGAACCGACGUUAUUCAGACCCGCUUCUACCCUGGAGAGCUGGUCAAGGCCCUGGUGGUUCGUUCCGGCUUCUGCACAGAGAAAGGGCAGCUGGUCCGCUCCAUCCUCUACCCCAAACCCACUGACUUCAAGCUGUACAGGGAUGCCUACCUCUUCCUCUUGUGCCUGGUGGGGGUGGCGGCCAUCGGCUUCAUCUACACUAUUGUUCUCAGCAUCAUGAACCAGGUGCCAGCGAGGACCAUCAUCAUUGAGUCUCUGGACAUUGUGACGAUCACGGUGCCCCCCGCUCUCCCUGCUGCCAUGACGGCGGGCAUCGUGUAUGCCCAGCGCCGGCUGAAGCGUGUGGGGAUCUUCUGCAUCAGUCCCCAGAGGAUCAAUGUGUGUGGACAGCUCAACCUCGUCUGUUUCGACAAGACGGGGACACUUACUGAAGAUGGACUUGAUCUUUGGGCUGUCCAGCGAGUUGAAAACCGAAGAUUUGCCCAACCAGAGCAGGACCCAGGGACGGACUGUGAGCUGGACUCCCCGUUCCUGUCCUGCAUGGCGGCUUGCCACUCCCUGACCAAGAUCAACGGGGAGCUGUCAGGGGACCCGCUGGACUUCAAGAUGUUCAAAGCCACUGGAUGGGUGCUAGAAGAAGCUACGCAGGAGGAGACAUCCCUCCACGAUCCCAUCAUGCCCACUGUUGUCAAACCUCCCAAACAGCCCAAGGUUGACCUGCCUGAGGUCGAGGUGACCCUGGCCCACAGCAUGGAGUUGUACGACUUGGCAGACACACGUGAGCUGGGAAUUGUGCACCAGUUUCCCUUCUCCUCAGCGCUGCAGAGGAUGAGUGUUGUGACCCGCUUUCUUGGGGCGAAGCGCUUCGAGGCCUACCUCAAGGGGGCGCCAGAGGUGGUGGCUAGCCUUUGCAAAACCUCCACAGUUCCUGAGAACUUCACAGAGGUCCUAGAGGACUACACCAGACAUGGGUUCCGUGUCAUAGCCUUGGCCCAUCGCCAGCUAGAAUCCAAACUGACCUGGCACAAGGUGCAGAGUCUCAACAGAGACCAAGUUGAGUGCAACAUGGACUUCCUGGGCCUGAUCAUCAUGCAGAACAAACUCAAGUCAGAGACCGCCGAUGUUUUGGAAGAUUUGCGACGAGCCAAUAUUCGCACCGUGAUGGUCACAGGCGACAACAUGCUGACGGCCAUCUCUGUGGCCAGAGACUGUGGCAUGAUCGGGCCUCAGGAGAGGGUGAUCAUGGUGGACGCUCAGCCCCCCAUCGGCGGCCACGCAGCCGAGAUCCUCUGGCACUACACCGAGAGCUCCACAGCCCUGAGCAGCAAGGACACCACCAUACAGAUGGUAGACAUGGAGCCAGGCGGUGGGCCAUCGAACGGCAGACUCGGGGGGCUUUACCACUUCGCCAUGAGUGGGAAAUCCCUAGCUGUAACUCUGGAGCAUUUUCCAGACCUGGUCCCAAAGCUGGUACUGCGAGGAACUGUCUUUGCUAGAAUGGCUCCUGACCAAAAGACACAACUAGUGGAGAUACUACAAAGUGUUGACUACUAUGUGGGCAUGUGCGGAGAUGGUGCAAAUGACUGUGGUGCCUUGAAGCGAGCCCACGCCGGCAUCUCCCUCUCCGAGCUGGAGGCCUCCGUGGCCUCUCCAUUCACCUCCACCACCCCCAACAUCUCAUGUGUGCCCAACCUCAUCAGAGAGGGCCGUGCUGCACUGGUCACCUCCUUCUGUGUCUUCAAGUUCAUGGCCCUGUACAGCAUCAUCCAGUAUGUCAGCGUCAUACUGCUCUACUCGAUUCUAAGUAACCUGGGAGACUUCCAGUUCCUCUUCAUCGAUGUGGUCAUCAUCCUCGUCAUAGCUUUCACAAUGAGCCUGAACCCGGCGUGGAAGGAGCUUGUGGCCCAGCGUCCUCCCUCCAGCCUGAUCUCUGUGCCGCUGCUCUUCUCCGUGCUCACCCAGAUCAUGGUGUGCCUCAGUUUCCAGGCCCUCGCCUUCAUAUGGGUGCAGCACCAGAGCUGGUACGAGAAGUGGACGCCCAGCUCAGAUGCAUGUAACGCGUCUCGAGCUGGCCUCUCCAUGGACCCCAACGUGACCCACCCUGUGGACCACAAGAACAUCAGGAACUACGAGAACACCACGCUGUUCUACAUCUCCUCUUUCCAGUACCUUGUGGUGGCCAUUGUGUUCUCCAAAGGGAAACCUUUCAGGCAACCCAGCAUCAAGAACUGGCCUCUUGUGCUGUCCUGUAUCAGCCUGUACCUCUUCCUCUUCCUCAUCAUGCUCUACCCUGUGGCAGCCAUUGACAACUUUCUGGAGAUUGUGUGUGUCCCAUAUGACUGGCGAAUAACCAUGGUGAUCAUCAUUGUCAUUAAUGCAGUGGUGUCAUUCAUCUUGGAGACUUUGGUCCUUGACAUCAUCUUAUGGAGGCUUGUAUUCAGCCAAGACAUGCUGGGGAAGGAUGGGGUGGUCUCGGCUGCCCAAAAAACUCAGCAAAGCAAUGACCGGUGGGGCAGCAGGUUCUUAGCUUGGCUGUUUUGCCAGAAAAGGAAGCCGCCUAAGACUCGCUAUAGUCAGCUGGCCCAGGAGCUGCAGGAUGACCUGGACUGGCCCCCCAGGCCCCACAGCUGCACCCAUGCCAAGGGCCAAGCACCCCUCCUCUCUCUCAACCUCUGAGUAGCCACCCAGGCCCCACACCUACACCUACGUAUGCCAAGGCACCCCAUCUCUCUCAACCUCUGAGUGUUCACCCAGGCCCCACACCUGCACCUAUGCCAAGGCACCCCAUCUCUCUCAACCUCUGAGUAUUCACCCAGGCCCCACACCUGCACCUAUGCCAAGGCACCCCAUUCUCUCUCUCAACCUCUGAGUGGCCACCCAGGACCCACACCCACACACCUGCACCUAUGGCAAGGUAUCCCUCCUCUCUCUCAACCUCUGAGUGGUCAGGCUCCACACCUGCACCUAUGGCAAGGCACCCCUCCUCUCUCUCAACCUCUGACUGGCCACCCAGGCCCCACACCUGCACCUAUGCCAAGGUGCCCCAGUUCUCUCUCAACCUCUGAGUGGUCAAAGGGAGCAUCUCUCCACAGCAUUACAAAACCACCAACGUGUCUUAGGUCUCCACGGGCGCCAUGUCCUCUAUGACCCAGUAAGGAACCAUUCUCCCCUUGAUGAUAUGCUUCCAUGCACGAGUGUGGUAAUGCCUAGGAGUACCAUUCUCUUUUAUGAUUUGUUUCCCAGCACUAUGCAUAUUCAAUAGCAAAUACAAUCCUUGUUCAUACACUCAUUACGCCACGCAUACUACACUUGUGCAUCUAGGAGAAUGCCGACAACAUUACGUCUUGGUGUUAAAGAUAUGGUGCGAUGCCCCUGUCGUGUGUGUGCGUGCGUGCGUGCGUAAAAAAAUCAAUUGAUUUCCUGCAAAUCCAGCUUCUACAACAAGUGGACAUUUUUCAAAGGCUGUCGUGGAUAGUUGAUUGCACUUUAAAUACUAAAGGGCCUAGGAACCACAUUCCAGAUGUACCAGAUGGCAAGUGGACAGUGGGUUUACUUUUUUAAUUCCAUGGCAAGUUUACUAUAUACGUGGAGAUUUGAAAUACUGGGAGCCUUUGUUUUUUAAUAUCUGUUUUUAACACGAUAAGCAAUACAGCUGUACCUUUGGGACCAAUGGAGAAAUGGGCAGGCUCUUUGAUUAACAAACCACUUAUUUUCUGAAUACACUGAAACUGCUGUUAUUACUCUACAAGUGUAAGGAUUUAUGCCGUAAGUGUUCAAAUGUUUCAACUUUUAAUUAAGAUUGGUUUUAGAGAACAUUCCAUAUCAUGCCUAUGUGUUAUCUCUCUUCCCGUGGAAGAAGUCUAUCAGAAUAGUAAUAAUAAUAAUAAUAAUAAUCAUCAGAAUUCAUUUCAAGCCUUACUGUUCUCAGCUGUCAUCCUGUCUCAGCCUUUAAUGUUUAAUGUAACUCUCUCUCUCUCUCUCUCUCUUUCUCUUUCUUUCUCUCUCUCUCUCUCUCUCUCUCUUUCACUCUCUCUCUAUUUCUUCACUCUCUCUCUCUCUAUUUCUUCACUCUCUCUCUCUCUCUCUCUAUCUCUAUCUCUAUCUCUAUCUCUAUCUCUCUCUCUCUCUCUCUCUCUCUCUCUCUCUCUCUCUCUCUCUCUGUAUAUGUGAAAGUGAAAGUGAGAUGAAAGCAAAUAACUUUGAUAAAAGGGAUGUUGGGUACAGUGGUAUAUGGUAGUUUAUGUUUUAGUGAUAUUAUGCAAAUAAUGAUUAUGGAUUAUGGUACUUUAGUCCCUCACUGGGGGCUUGAUUUGUGUCGCAUUUGACUGGAAACCAUAUUUUACCAAAAGGGAGUAUUCCGAUAAAAAAAAUGGUAGUGUUUAUAGCUUUUGAUAUGAUUCAAGAUAACCUUAUUGCCACAGAAUGGUACUACUUUCAAUGGUACAAAAAUGUUAAGUGCGAAAAUGUUAAGAGGCACACUUUCCAACCAAAGCUGAAACUAUGGCUGGGGUGGCGUAUGUUGUUCUGCAAUGCGUAUGAUAGUGCAGUGAGUGUAGGCCAAAGUAGGUUAAAGGCAUGUGGUAUUAUACAGUACAUGACAUCACAACGCAAAACAUUUAUUUUUUUCCUCUUAUUGGUAACAAUCAGACAUAAGCUGUGGAAACACAUAGUGUAUCACUACUGUGAAAUAAAUCCUCUCACCUACUGUAUCCAUCGAAACGAUGACUUUUUUGUCAGAUGCCUCCUGACAUCUAUUAACAAAGUGUUUGGAUGUGGCAUGAUGAUGUUGACGACGAUGUGGUUGGUUCUUGACAUUGCACAUUAGGUUAAUCACAGAAUUUGUAUAACCAGGUGUACUUUGUAACAUUUGUACGGUUUUCUUAAUGCCAAUGUUCAUGUGAAUUUUUUGCUGCUAGUUAUUUUUAUACAUAGAUAAUCAUUCAAAGCGGUGUCACACCUUCAAGAUGAUUUGAGUAAGACAAAAAAUGUGACUUAGUCUUCCUGUAAUUUACUUUUUUAUUAUGUUAAACACCUGCUGAAAAGUAUUUUUGUGUCCAAGCAUUAUAUCUUGAAAUAAACAUAUCACUGUUUAUGUAUAUUGUGACUAACUGCCAUGAGGAAAAUGGGAAAUGCAAAAAAUGUGAAAUGCAUAUGAUGUCAAUUAUAAGUAACAAUAACACUUGUAUAUUCCAUUCCAUUGGUCUCAAUCCUGUAAAUUUAGCAUUUAGAAUUGAUACUGUAUUAAUGAUUGGAAAUGAUUCGAUGAACAAGCAAAUUAUUAAAAUACCUCUCUUGGCUCA
Messenger RNA from Engraulis encrasicolus (European anchovy), 6692 nucleotides. RefSeq names its product polyamine-transporting ATPase 13A3-like. Gene Ontology annotation, molecular function: P-type ion transporter activity; ATP hydrolysis activity; ATP binding. The record is from RefSeq and is a predicted model, not a curated record. Gene Ontology annotation, cellular component: late endosome membrane. Gene Ontology annotation, biological process: intracellular calcium ion homeostasis; polyamine transmembrane transport. The transcript has 33 exons. Lineage: Eukaryota; Metazoa; Chordata; Actinopteri; Clupeiformes; Engraulidae. Bases 346 to 4068 code for a protein of 1240 amino acids.